This is a messenger RNA of Oncorhynchus gorbuscha (pink salmon), 2512 nucleotides long. Its product is annotated as E3 SUMO-protein ligase CBX4-like. Lineage: Eukaryota; Metazoa; Chordata; Actinopteri; Salmoniformes; Salmonidae. Gene Ontology annotation, biological process: negative regulation of DNA-templated transcription. Bases 265 to 1932 code for a protein of 555 amino acids. The record is from RefSeq and is a predicted model, not a curated record. The transcript is spliced from 5 exons.
AAGCGCCUCCUCCUCCUGACGUCACAUCAAUGGCUCUUUGCAUGAACUGUUUUCUGCAACCCCUUCUCGUGUGCAAGGCAAAGCCAAACGUAUCGCACUGCCGCUGCCAACGAAUUCCGACUAGAGUGAGAGGGAAAGAGAGGGAAGAUCGGAGCGAAGGGAAAUCUCUCGAAUCAAUUUGAACGACGGAAAAACAGCACAAACGCGGGCAGGGGUGACAUUUUCUACAGCCAUUGGAAGAGAAACCUUCCCCUUGCAUCGAAAAUGGAGCUACCCGCCGCGGGAGAGCACGUCUUUGCGGUGGAGAGCAUCGAGAAGAAGCGGAAUCGAAAGGGGAGGAUGGAAUACCUAGUCAAGUGGCGAGGAUGGUCUCCAAAAUAUAACACGUGGGAACCAGAAGAAAACAUUCUCGACCCGCGACUGCUUGACGCUUUCCAGAACAGGGAGAGAUACGAGCAGCUUAUGGGAUAUCGCAAAAGAGGGCCAAAGCCAAAGCACCUGAUCGGCCAGGUCCCGUCCUUUGCCCGGAGAUCCAGCGUCCUCUCAGGCCUUCAGGAGACCACCCUGGACGAGGAAAACCGGCAGAAAGUGGACCCCAUCCAGACCCAGCAGUACCAGCUGAACAGCAAGAAGCACCACCAGUACCAGCCCCUGCUGGCCAAGGAGAGGGAGGCCGAGCAGCAGGCCAACGGAAAGAAGAAGCUCUACUACCAGCUCAACAGCAAGAAACAUCACCACUACCAGCCUGACCCCAAGAUGUAUGACAGCACCCAGUGCAUGAAGCCCAGGGAGGCCACCAAAGCUCCAGAACUGCCCACCAACCACAGCUGGAACCUGCCUCCCGCGCUACAGCAGAAGUGGGUCCGGGACAAGGACUCUGGCUGCCUGAGCAAAGUGAAAGAUAUCACCAUGGAGCUAAAGAAGCUUCCGGCUCACCUCAACGACCACAGUGGCGAAUCGGAGCAGAGCAAGGCCACGGCCAAAGAGGACGCACCGCUGUUGAAGGCCAACGAUGUCAGCGACAGCAAGCUGAAGAUUGUCAAGAACAAAAACAAGAAUGGACGCAUCGUCAUUGUCAUGAGCAAGUACAUGGAGAACGGCAUGCAGGCGGCGAGGAUUAAAAACGGAGAUGUGGAAACCCUUGACAAGCCACAGCCGGACAAUGAUGAUGAUGAUGCUGCAGAAAAUCAACUUGAAAAGAUGAGGCUCGUCCAGAAACUGGGUCUCACCAACGGAUUUGCGAAAGACUGCAACAAAGACGUUAAGUUACACGCCCUCAACUCAGGAUCUAACGGAUCUAACGUAUUUAAGUGUCCUGCUGAGAAGGUCGACUCACCCAAAAUGGAGCUUAGUGCGACAGAGCAGCCCCUGAGGCUGACCACCAAACCUAACCUUGCCCCUUGGCCCUUUGAGAUGGGGGUUCAUAGAAGGACUCAGCGAGUAAACGGCUCUUCUCCAGCCUUCAAACGUCACCUUUCAGAGGCAGACAAGGGCGAGGACCGUGGUGGCUGUAAACGGUUUCUAAACUCCCGGAGUAUCAGUGCACCCUGCACUGUGUCCUCACCACCUCAGAGCAACUCCAUGGACCAAAAUGGCCACCAUAGCCACAAUGGCCACCAGGACUAUGACUUCCUGGAGUCUAACCAGGACGAGCCCAUGGACCUCAGCUGUGUGAGGUCCAGACGGGAGGCUCCAGUUCCCACAGAGACACAGGUGGCUCCUUCUGCCGAGGAGGAGAAGACUGCCGAACAGACAAAACCGCCAUUGGCUAUCACAACAGAACAGACAAAACCGCCAUUGGCUAUCACAACAGAACAUACUGUGGAGGAGGAGCCUUUUCCUUCAUUCAAGCCUUUCCUUGGGAAUAUAGUCAUCACGGAUAUUACAACAAACUGUCUCACAGUGACAUUUAAGGAAUACGUUACAGUGUAACGAAGCUGAAAAAGGCGAUCUGAGGACGAGGGAUUAAUAGCAAAUGUGUGAAUAUGUACAAAUGUGUGUUGGAACAUAUUGGUAUUUUCAGAUGUUUGAAUGUAAAUAAGAGCCCUUACAGUUUGCAUUUAGUGGGGUUGAGAUUCAUUUUGUUUCGGGUUCCUAACCCUUCUAUAAUUUGUAUGUACGUAGCUUUGGCUAUCAUUCUCUAAAUGAGCCCCAGAGUUGUUGUCAUACUUGAUGAUGUAAGCUUCUAAUUGAGUUACAAACUACUUUAGUAUAUGCUAUUUGACACAUGGUAUCAGGGCUCAGUGAAAAAGCACUUACUCUUGUAAAUAAUUAUUUACUUUUUAUAAAGGCUUUAUAUCCGUUUUGCUUUACAGUCUUUGUUUAAGGUCUAUAUAUUGAGAAAGAAAAAGUCUAUAUAUUGAUUAUCGGUAAAUUACACUCUCUUUCAGUUUAUUUGCCUGUGUGUGGUGUUUGUGCACGCAAGUGAAUACGUUUGUGUGUCUGUGAGUACAUGUGUAGUGAGGUUUUGCAAAAUUAUGGACCGUGUGUGCGCAUGUGCAGUACCAUUCAA